Messenger RNA from Mytilus trossulus (common blue mussel), 1311 nucleotides. RefSeq lists its product as uncharacterized. The record is from RefSeq and is a predicted model, not a curated record. NCBI's taxonomy places the organism in Eukaryota, Metazoa, Mollusca, Bivalvia, Mytilida, Mytilidae. The transcript has a single exon. The coding region runs from base 1 to 1311 and encodes 436 amino acids.
AUGAAAAAAAUUAUUGAAGACAGAAAGCAGAAUUUGGGGAAAAUUCACCAACAGCGACUGAGAUUCCAGACAGAUAUAAAAGAGGUACGAAAGAAAAUAAACAAACACCUAGAUAAUCUUGAACAAGAAAUACAACAAGAUAUCCAAGCUGCUGAACAGAAAGUCCAAUCACAAAUAGACAGAUUUCUUUCAAAAAUUUUAUGCCAUGAUAAAUCACUAAAUGAGCUACAGAAGAGAAUUUCCGCAACGAAAAGUUUUGCAACUGACCUUCAAACAUUUCUAGGUGGUAAAAUGUUUGAAGCCGAGAUCCAAAAAGAAGAGAUAUUUAUGCAGUCGUUAAUAACAGAUGGAAGCUUACAACAAAUAAACCUACAAUGCAUAAUUGAUAACAAGAUGUCUGACAUACUGUCUAUGACAAAGAUUGGAGAGAUAUCAGCUAUAGAAAAUCCACCCACUAUAACCCUGACGAUGACUAGAGACAAACAAGCUCAACUAAUGCUACCGACGAUAUCAAAAUCAAUCAAUGACAUCAAUCCUACUUUAUUGAAAACAUUUGAGAUACCGAAAGGGAGAGAGGUAGUUGGAAUCUCGGGGUGCACCAUCAUGCCAACUGGUAAAAUGGUCUUCGUAGAUCAAACCAAUGACCGUCUAGUUAUCCACAAGGAAAAUGGAUCAUUUGUGUGUGUAAUACCUGUAUCACACCAACCGUUAGAUGUUACAUGUAUUGGUGAGAAUACCGUUGCUAUCACCCACAAUAAAGAGCCUUUUCAUAUAGAAAUUAUCCACAUCGUCAAUAAAAAGACUGUGAAAAGUAUCAAAACGUCUAACCGUUGCUACGGCAUUACAUAUAAUAAAGGAAGACUAAUAUAUUAUGAAACUGGAAGUGGUAUCAAAACAACAGAAUUUACGGAUGAAAGUACUGUCACGACAGUAGUUAAAGACGAUGGCAAGCAUAACUGGAACUAUGUUACAACAUCAAAAUACAAGAUGUAUUAUACAAACGGUACCACAAAUACAGUAACAUGCUACACAAUCACAGGACAGAAGGUUUGGGAAUACAAAGACGAUUCAAUUUUGAAGAUGAUUCGUGGAGUAGCAAUUGAUAACUAUUCCAAUGUGUAUGUGGCAUCCCACGCAGAUAACAGUGUUGUCGUAAUUUCACCAGAUGGCCAGCAUGCCCGUCGAUUGUUAGAAAAUAACGGAAUAUAUUUUCCUAUGGGUAUACAUUUUGACCAAGACAGAAAUAUUCUUCUCUUUACUAACAUGCUGGGAACUAUCUAUUUGUAUAACAUUAACUUAUCAUCUUUUUAA